CAGACGGCAGUCUAACAUCUUGUAUAUUGCUAUCUGCCUUCACUACUGGAAAUAAUUUUUCAAUAUGUUGGAAGAAUUACGUCGUGCUCUUCACCACCACGUCUCAGGGUCAACGCCAAAAGUGGCCAAAGAGAGUGCAAUGGAUGAAAUUCGUAUGGUGCUUAGACUUUUUAGUUCUGUUUAUCAGAAUGACUUGGCUGAAUUUAAGUGCUUAUUAAAAUCUGGAGUUGAUCCAAACGCAACGGAUUGUGAAGGAAAUUCUUUGAUGCACAUUCUUAUCGAAAAUGGACUUUUUGACAUGGCUGAAUCAUUGGUAACUCAAGAAGCAUAUGAUAUAAACCAACAAGACCGAAAUGGACAAACACCACUAAUGCUUGCAGUCAUAUUGGGCGAAGAAGAUAUCAUUCGACUUUUAGUGCGAGGAGGAGCUGAUGUGAACGAAGUUAACAAUACUGGCAAGUCGGCCUUGCUGAUUGCUUUGGAGGAUGGAAAAUUUGAAAUAGCAGAGUACCUUAUCAAACAUGGCAGCGAUGUCAACAUUGUGGACCGCCUUGGCCAGAGUGCCUUAUUCCUCAUGAGUAACAAUUCAGACCAUAAAUGUAUCAAGCUACUGAAGAAACUUAUUAAAGCAGGAUACACAUUCGAAAAAGACAGGUUUUGGAUGAAAGAUGAGGGAUUUGGAUGCUCGCCAUGUUCCUGUGAUAAAUCUGUGACAAAACUUUGGAAGAGACUGGAUUGUAGUCGUGCUUCUUUAGACAGAAAUUUGAGUAUGCACUUUGCCAUGAAGGUCACAAAAGUUGGAUGAACAGGACUUCCUUUGGUCAUUCUACCGUUAACACUGUGAUACUUUGACUGUGAUAAUGUAAUUUUUAUGUACAUGUAACUAUUUAACAUUACGCUGCUUGUUAUGAUGAUUUAAAGAGUCAUUAAAAGUUUGA
Messenger RNA from Saccostrea cuccullata (small rock oyster), 938 nucleotides. RefSeq names its product ankycorbin-like. The transcript has 5 exons. The record is from RefSeq and is a predicted model, not a curated record. Gene Ontology annotation, molecular function: protein binding. Lineage: Eukaryota; Metazoa; Mollusca; Bivalvia; Ostreida; Ostreidae. The coding region runs from base 65 to 805 and encodes 246 amino acids.